AUGAGGCCUCCACUAUCGCGGGUGAGUGCUGCUCCGCUGCCUCUACUAUCGCGACGCCGGCGCCGCCUCGCCUCGCGCGUGCGGGCCUACGCGCGAAGCCUGCUCGCCUUCCUGUUCAGCAACGUCGGCGUCAUCGUGCUGGUCGUGGCCUACACUAUCGCGGGUGCCUUCAUGUUCCAAGCCAUCGAAGGUGGGAGCGAGAUAGAGCGCGUGCACAACAUGACGCUGGAAAGGGACAACACUGCCCAGUACUUGUGGCAGAACGUCACACUCACGUUGAACCUGUUCAAUGAAACUGAGUUGAAGACGAGGUUCAGGCUGGAGCUGCAGCAGUACCAGCGCAAAGUAGUGCUGGCGGUCAAGAGGGGCUGGGACGGAGGUCGUUCUUCACGCCAGUGGAGCUUCUCCUCCGCCUUCCUCUACUCGCUCACCGUCAUCACCACCAUAGGCUACGGUCACCUGUCUCCAAGGACCGGCUGGGGCAAGGUCACCACCAUCCUCUACGCUCUCCUGGGGAUGCCGCUGUUCUUGCUGUAUCUCAGCAAUGUUGGAGAGCUCCUGGCGCGGUGGUUCAAAUGUUUGUAUGCGCUGGUGUGUCUCUGCCGAGGAUGUCCUGGGUUCACAAGGAGGAGGGUCGCACGGCUGCGGGCACAGGUGGAGAUAAGUGACCCCGAGAGCAUAGAGCGGCCGGCGCACUGGAGGGCGCGCUACUCCGACACCGAGCUCACGCCUGAGAGGUACCAGAGAGGGUAUUAUCCAAGAAGACCAGACUACCUCCGCAGUGCGUCUGCCCCGCAGCCCUGGGAUCGACCCGAUCGCUACGACCCGGGUGCUCGCUACGACCCGGGAGUACGCUACGACCCGGGCAGUCGCUACGACCCAGGAGUGCGCUACGACCCGGGCGUUCGCUACGACCCGAGCAUUCGUUACGACCCGGGCGUAGAUGGGUCGGCCGCGGGGCGUAGCGAGGACUCCGUCACCAGCGAAUUUAGUUACGUCACAUUCGAUGCUCAAACCAUCACCGUGCCGAUUAGUGUGUGUAUUUUUAUAUUGGUUGGUUACGUAAUGUUUGGCUCAAUGAUUUUUGGGAUGUGGGAGAAAUGGGAUCAAUUGGACGGAGCCUACUUCUGUUUUAUUUCACUCAGCAGCAUCGGCUUCGGCGACUUCGUGCCGGGCGAACGCAUAUACGCGGCGCGCAUCGAGACAUCGUUCAUCGUGUGCUCCAUGUACCUCAUGCUCGGCAUGGCGCUCGUAGCCAUGACCUUCAACCUCAUGCAGGAGCAGGUGAUCCAUUACUUCGCGGCCAUUAAGCGCGCGCUCAAGCGCAUAUGCCGCUGCAAGAGAUGACACGGGUGAAGUCUUCUGUCUCCGAGUUGCUGAAUGAUAGCUUUUGAAAAACACUACUUAAAAUAACUGUUUAAUUGUUAUACAACCAUAUCCAGGCCCAGGAAAUCAGUUUUAGAGAAUCAAGAAAAACCAGUAAAACCUUAUUUGCAAUAUACUGGCAAUAAAUAAAAGAAUCAAUUAAGAAGAAAUUGAUAAUGUGGAAAUAAAUCGAAUAAAAUGCACUUCGAAAAUAGUCGCGAUGCUUUUAAAUAAACAAAAGAGAAUCAAAAAUAGUACAAGUAAUUUUGGUAGAGACGUUUAAUUAAUUCAGACUCAAUACCCAUAGACAAAAAAAAUAUUAGUGAAUUUUGCGUAGUUUGUUUCAAAAGCAAGGAGACUAGCGUACCUAGUUUAAAUUAGUGUAAAUAAAUAACGUGUAUAAGUUAUUGUUAUUAUGUAGUUUGAAAUAAGCAUUGUUUUGUAUACGAGAGAGUGCUCGAGUGGAUAAUGAGUUUAGACAUAAAUAAAGACUAUUAUUGAUGAAGAAAA
Messenger RNA from Ostrinia nubilalis (European corn borer), 1875 nucleotides. It is a transcript of the gene sand, whose product is annotated as potassium channel subfamily K member 15. The record is from RefSeq and is a predicted model, not a curated record. The transcript is spliced from 11 exons. NCBI's taxonomy places the organism in Eukaryota, Metazoa, Arthropoda, Insecta, Lepidoptera, Crambidae. Gene Ontology annotation, biological process: stabilization of membrane potential; potassium ion transmembrane transport. Gene Ontology annotation, molecular function: potassium ion leak channel activity; outward rectifier potassium channel activity. Bases 1 to 1347 code for a protein of 448 amino acids. Gene Ontology annotation, cellular component: plasma membrane.